CCAACUUUGCACAAAGGCAGCAUGGCACUGCCUCGCCUGCGGGCUCGCCGGCGCCGCCGCCGCUCUGCCCCGUCCGGGGCGAGAGGGGCUCGCCCUUUUCCACCCCCAGCCCUCCCCUUCUCGUGCCCCCACCCCCUCUCAGGCGGGCCGGCCGGGCGGAGCCGAGCGCCAGGCACCGAGCUCCGCCGCCGUGGCGGCCGCCGCUCGCUCUGUGACGUUAGCAGCCUUCGCGGCUAUUUAUAUCCACACGAUUGGAUUUCAUUCAUGAAACCAGGGCCUGCUGUGUCUGUGCGCCGGGGCGCUGGUUGCAAAGGUGCCUCCGCUUCACGCAGACCCGGGGGGCCCGGGUUCGGAGGCGCAUGGCCCGGGACAAACAUGCGCGGAGCACGGGAGACCCCGGCCGUUCUCCCAAGCGGCCGGGAGGUGAGGGUCGGGGCGAUCUGUGCUCCCGUCCUCUGUGCCAACGUCCCACCCAUUCCCGUCCAACGCUGGCCCUUUGUCCCAGGCUCUGGAAAAGGGCUGUUACGAGAGAAAUCCCUCCUCAUCUUCCACUAUGAAAAUGAUAAAUGGCUGACUGGAGAUAUCUGAAAUAUCGCCAGAUCUCCCUGAUGUAUCACGUGUCGCCAGCAAUCAUAAACAGUGACUAAUCUUUGGUCAUGAACUAUAUUUAUGGCUUUCUUGUCAUCAGGAGGUAGGUAAUUUCUCGAAUCAGGUUUAAGGCUCUAAUGUUUAUGCUAGGAACAUGUGUGCCAGAAAAAGUGUACCGAGGUCCAAAGGAAAAUAAUCCUCACAUUUUCUUUCAUUUAACUAUUUCUAGAGCUAGCCAUUUCCAUCUCUAUCUCCUGUUUGCCUCAGGAUUCACCCAGGAGUGUUCUGAUCAGGAAUCUAAUUUAUCCCAGUCAAUUCACCGUUUUGGUGAUAACAGUGUCCUUGAGGAAUAGGAAAAGUAAUAGGGAAAGGAAUAUGACUAAAAGGCAAAUUUAUCCCAGUUAAAGCUUAUCAGAGAUCAAAAGGAAACACAGUGAACCUGUUUCUUCCAUCUCCUAAAUUCAACUGAGGGUGGGGGGAUCAAAGUUUCCCUAAAGGACUAUAAUAAGAUUAGAACACUGAAAGAUAAAACUAAUGGAAGGCAAAUUAAGGCUUAGAGGGAAAUGAAAUAAGGUCAAUCAGAGUGUAAUUCUACUUCAAUUCAAUUCAGCUAAUAUCUAUCAAGUGCCUUCUGGAUACCAGGCACUGGGGUAGGUGCUUGGUGUACACCAGUCAAAACUAACAAAAAUUGCUGCCCGUGUGGAGCUUACAUUCUCAUGGAGGGAGACAGACGAUAAAUAAAUGAGUAAAUUAUAUAAUUUAUCAGAAGGUGGCAAGUAUCACAGAGAGAAAUAAAUCAGGGAAGGAAAAUAGGAGUUGUGGGAACGGGUGACAUUUUUAGAAGGGUGGUCAGUGAAGGUCUUAUUGAGAAGUUGAUGUUUGAGCAAAGACUUGAAGGAGAAGAGAAAACAAGUCAUGUGGAUUCCUGGGGAAGAAGGUCCCAGACAGGAAAUAGCAAGUGCAAAGGCCCAGAGGCAGGAGCAUGCCCGGUGUGCUGGCAGAACUGUCAGGAAGCCAGAGUGACUGGAGUGGAGUGAAUGUGGGUGGGGGCGCAGAAGGAGAUGGUGGUCAGGUGGGCUGAAACAUAUACGGCCUUGAGGACCACUAUUAGGCUCCAGCUUUUCCUCUAAUUGAAACAAGGAAAGACUGCAGUUUUGAGUCAAGGAGCAAAAUGAUCUGACUUAUGCUUUAUUGAAAACAGACUGCAGCGGGCAAGGGUGGAAGCAAGGAGAUAAAUUAAAUUAAUUAAAAUGAAAAGUUCAUCUCUCCUCUCUGCAUAAAUUUAAUGCAUAUGAGCUGGAAAUUAAUGAGAGACAAUAGUUCAAAAUUAUAUGCAAACACAGUGAAAUUGUAACUACGCAAAACUAAAAACGGUUGGAAGAGAGAAUUUAAUAUCGCCAUCCGUUUCAUUUCCACAGCACCAGAUGGUAAGUCUGAAAACAUUUUAAACUGAGGCCAUGAACAACCAAUGACAAAAAAAAUAACUAUUAAGCUUUGGGAACUUUGAACAUCUCUUGCUAAGGAAGAGAUGAAAAAUCUCCCUCCUUGACAUGGUGUGGGUUGUGGAAUUGAACAAGAGUCUAUGAUGAUGUUGAGAUGGUCUCCUCAGGUAACUUUCCAUCCCAGAAACAAACAAAAAAAGUCCAGGAAACCGUCAGUUAGAAGUUGGGGAAACUUGAAGAGCUAAGAAGAAAGCAAACCGUCAAGAAAAAUGAAAGGAGCCAUAGUUUGGAUUAAUCGAGUUUUUAUUCUCAAAUUUUAAACAUAUGAUUGAUGGGAAGAUAAAAAAAAAAAAAAACUGAGUCUUUUCCAGAGAACAAAGAAAAUGGAAAAAUAAAAAUACUGAUAAAAGGUGAAUUUAGCCUUAGAGUCAAACUUCCUGGCAGUCAGAAUUAUUAGGCUGUGAAACAGCACUCCCCAUCUCUCCUGGGCCGUUUAGGUUGAGAACAAAUUGGACCUGAAAAAGUGUCAAAAUUCACAGUAGGAGCGCCCCCUCACAGCACUGUUUCUCUCUCUGAAGUAGGUUACUGUAUUCACCCGGGGAAAUUUCUAUUGAAUUAUAAUUAGGUGGCUAAUUAAAAAGUGGAUUAUCAACUAUAUUAAAUAUGCCAGAAAGAUGUGCACAUCAUUCAUUCUUUAAUUUAGGAAAUCCACCUUUUCCUUAAAAAAAAUUCUCACUGGGAAAUUCCAUGUAUAAUAUGUAUGUUUUCUUUUUUCUUCUUAAGUCAAUUUUAUUGAAGCAAGUCUAAGAUCUUUUGUUUAUUGAGGUAAUGGAUGUAAUUUGAGCUUCCUCUGUUAAUAAAAAUUACCUACACACCAUAGUUAUUCUUUGCAAUGAGAAUCCAUGGCCAUGAUAAUGAUCCCAAGGCAAUUCAAGUUCCCCAGAAAAAAAAAUAAUAAUAAUGGAAAUAAUAACUGCUACCAUUUAUUCACUGCUAAUAUACGUCAAAUGCUGUAUGUCUCCUUUAAUUCUUUCAACAACCCUAUGAGGUAAUUUUAUGCCUAUUAAACAGAUAAGGAAACUGAGCUCAGAGAAGUCAGGCAAAUUAUUCAAGGUCACACAGCUUGAAGGUUAUAAAGUUGAAAUUCAAAUUCAGGUCUGUUUGGCCUUGAAAAUCUUGCAUUAAGCAAGAGUUUUCUGUCCUUAAAAUGUUUUAACAUUAAGCUAAAACUACAUUGUUGCGUUCAACUGAUUGUGAAUUGCUAAUAUUCUUGUACCAUAUAAACAGUUAAUCAGAACCUUAUAUUAACCAUACUAUAUUUCUUAGCCAUUUGUCUAAACAGCAGUUCAUUUUAUAAAGGAAAUGAUCAUGAGGAGACCCUUGACCCAUUAUUAACUGCAGAAGUUAAAAAGUGAUAGUCACCUGGCACUAUAAGUUACUUUUUAUUUGUCUUUUCUUAUUUUCUUCUAAUUUCUAAGAGGGUACAAAUUAAAUGAUAGCCCAUGAACUUUGGUCCAAUCUAUCUAUGAGCCUGCUAGACUAGUCAGGUAUUAAGUGGGUCAGUCCAUUCCUGAAGGCACUUCAAAAUUGCCCAUCCCAAGUGGAUGACUUAGCAGAUAGGCAUGACUGACUAGGCUGGGAUGGACUUACUGAAUUGCUGAUAAGACUCAGUCCUGAUACCAUGUGGGUGAUUUGGAAUUCUGUCUCAAAUAAAUAAUGACAGCAAUAACAGU
Messenger RNA from Equus caballus (horse), 3763 nucleotides. The record is from RefSeq and is a predicted model, not a curated record. Lineage: Eukaryota; Metazoa; Chordata; Mammalia; Perissodactyla; Equidae.